UCCAAUAAGUUUAGAAUAAUAUAACCAUCAAAUAUAACCGAAAAUGUCGACCAGAAUAUGACAUAGAAUUCAGAGGGUGUUGGAUAUAGUUUGCGCAAUUUUAAAAGAAUCACUUAAGUAGAAGAAACAUUCCUUUUAUUAUUAUCUACUAAACUACCAAUCGCAUUGCACAAGAAUGAGCAACCAUAAGAUACCGCUGAUCCCGAAUGAAAAAAUCUACUUCCAAAAUCAGCGUCCAACCGGUCAACGAAGAUCUCACAACCAUCACCGCAGUUCCGAUGGCAGUCUGACGUCUCACAAAUUUUCCUGGCUGCUUCGCCAUUCGGCCGCCGUAGCCCAACACAUGGACCCGGAUGGGUUUGUCGGGUUUGACGUUCUGCUGAGUCAGCUUAAAAAACCGGGCUGCAGCGCAACCAAAGAGCGAAUGCUCGAGUUUGUGGCCACAGAUCAAAAAGGUCGGUUCGAAGUUCGUGGAGAGGAAGUUCGGGCCGUAAAUGGACACAGCGUGCACUUUUGUGAUAACUAUGAGGUGGUUCAGGAUCCACCGGAGUUCCUGUAUCAUGCCACCAACAAUCAUGCGGUUCCACUGAUAAUGGGCGGUGCGUUGAAGCGGAUGGGCCGGCAUUACAUCCACAUGCACGGGGCUCCUCCGCCGAAAACUUCGGUGCGGUAUCGAAUAUUGAGAAUCAGACCUCCCAGAGGGCACGUGUUUUAUAGAACUAAAAAUGGGUACUUUUUGUGCAGGGAGGAUAUACCGGCUGAAUUUAUUGAAGUGUUGAACUAAGAAAAUGAUAUUUAUGCUUCUUGGUGAAGUUUGUUGAGUUUGUUUUCUAGUCAAAACUAUUUUAUCAGCCGCUAACUGAAUAAAUAAAACAACGUAGAAUCAUAAAAAACCAAAUUA
Culex quinquefasciatus (southern house mosquito) is the source of this 901-nucleotide messenger RNA. Its product is annotated as probable RNA 2'-phosphotransferase. Bases 176 to 784 code for a protein of 202 amino acids. The transcript has 3 exons. Gene Ontology annotation, biological process: tRNA splicing, via endonucleolytic cleavage and ligation. Gene Ontology annotation, molecular function: tRNA 2'-phosphotransferase activity. The record is from RefSeq and is a predicted model, not a curated record. NCBI's taxonomy places the organism in Eukaryota, Metazoa, Arthropoda, Insecta, Diptera, Culicidae.